Pseudoliparis swirei is the source of this 802-nucleotide messenger RNA. RefSeq names its product nebulin-like. Gene Ontology annotation, biological process: cardiac muscle thin filament assembly. Gene Ontology annotation, cellular component: Z disc. The record is from RefSeq and is a predicted model, not a curated record. Lineage: Eukaryota; Metazoa; Chordata; Actinopteri; Perciformes; Liparidae. Gene Ontology annotation, molecular function: actin filament binding. The transcript is spliced from 8 exons. Bases 116 to 802 code for a protein of 228 amino acids.
ACACGUUGUAGUUCGUGAGGCGUCUCACACGUUUCUGUGUCGCUCUGUGAGGGUUCUUGAGGUUCCUGUCAGAAACACUGGAGCCUCUGGCUUGAAACUCUAAAUCCGUCUCAAGAUGACGGAGGUUGUGGAGGAGUAUGAGGAGUAUGAGGAGUAUGAGGAGGAGACGGUGGGCGAGAUGAGAACCUCGACUGUCACGGAGCACAAGAGCUCUCAGGCCCUGCAGGAUGGGUUGCCCACCAGGAAGGUCAGGAAGAAGGUCAAGGUGGACACCUCUAAGUUCAUGACCCCGUACCUGGCUCACAGCCAGAAGAUGAUGGAGCAGUACAGUCAUAAUAAAUACCGUCAUGCGUACGACGUGUCCAGAGGGACGCCUCCCGCCAUCAUCACGGAUUCACCUGAAAUGAUCCGCAUCAGGAAGGCCCAGGAGCAGCUCAGUGAGGUGAAAUACCGCAUGGAGGGCAAUAAGACUCGGACCGGCAGCCUGUAUGACGGCACGGCCAAAGAGGUGGUCCACGUGAAGCGCGUCUCCGACCUGAUCAGCAAGGUUCUGUACCGGCAGAAGUGGGACGAGACCAAGGACCGGUACCUGCUGCCGCCGGACGCCCCGGAGCUGGUCCUGGCUGUGAAGAACGCUGCCAACUACAGCAAAAAACUGUACACGAAGCUGUGGGAUGAAGAGAAGACCAUGUUCUACCCGUACAGCGACAGCCCGGAGCUGCGCAGGGUGGCUAAGGCUCAGGAGGUCCUCAGUGAUGUGAGUCUUCUGACUACAACCAGUUCAUAUUUCAAUUUAUAUUAA